Aspergillus wentii DTO 134E9 is the source of this 932-nucleotide messenger RNA. RefSeq lists its product as uncharacterized. The transcript has a single exon. NCBI's taxonomy places the organism in Eukaryota, Fungi, Ascomycota, Eurotiomycetes, Eurotiales, Aspergillaceae. The record is from RefSeq and is a predicted model, not a curated record. The coding region runs from base 452 to 676 and encodes 74 amino acids.
GAGAUCUCUCUCUUGGGUCAAUGGCCUUGAAUAUUGACGUCGUGGCCAAUGCCUGCAUACCGGACCUAUUUUUUCACGUCGGGACAAGUUGACGUCUUUCCGAGGAAUGUCUGCCAUCGUUCUUUAUGUAUCGAUCAUUUUAUGUUGCUCACUUCUCUACUGCUCUUCGGCCGUGAUAAAAUUCAGGAUCCAGUAUCGAAUGACACUAGAUGAGGAGCAGCAUAGACGCAUAUUCGAAACCAUAUGCUCAACAGAAUAUCCAGAUAUCCUGAGCCGAGGCCACAGCCUCUUGGACUACCUGUACUCGCUGCAUAGAGGUCCAUUGGAAUGAAGCUAUAAUUCCAUCGUACUGCUUGGCGACAGCGUUGGCAUCUGGGGAUCUGCCCGGAAUACGAUCGCCAGCAAAUGGCCCGUGUUCGUAUAUUCUUCCUUAACCCAAAGCCAGGCCAGUAUGGACAUCACGUCAUUGUACAUCCGGGUUAUCGCAGUAAUCUGGCUGGUUUGCUCUCGGGUGUAUUAUUUAUUGCAUCAAUCCAAAGACGGCGACGAUGAUGCGCUCCUCCUUUUGUCGUGGAACCUAUCGCUGUUAUCGCGUCACUCGAGGCACCGAUCAGAUGCCAAAUCACCAUAUCCUUUCACUAACUGCCUUGGUAGUAUUGAAGUCGGUGUUCUCUGAGCUUUGGGGAAAUCUAUUUUCAUUGGUUGCUUUCGCUGCUGGCUCUCCUUGCGGGGAAACCCGAUAUCAUGGCAUAAUCUUCACCAGGAAACGUUGCUGAUGAUUUUCUGAAACUUGAUCGCCAGAUAUCACUGCUUACAAGGUGUUCAAAAUUAUUAGCCACGUCUCAUUGUAUUUUAUUAAUGUUUGGUCUAGAACUGAGGUAGGACUGAUGAAAGCUGAUUGACAUCAAAAUGCAUAAUUCAAGGCUUACCGG